Glycine soja is the source of this 491-nucleotide messenger RNA. RefSeq lists its product as uncharacterized. The record is from RefSeq and is a predicted model, not a curated record. The transcript is spliced from 3 exons. Bases 156 to 491 code for a protein of 111 amino acids. Lineage: Eukaryota; Viridiplantae; Streptophyta; Magnoliopsida; Fabales; Fabaceae.
CUUGUAGGACCACCACCCGACAGCUUGCGGGGUACUUGACGCUACUUCAGUGCUGGAUCUAUGAGCACUUCUCUAGUGUGCACCAGUGCGUGACUGACGAUACAUACCAGGAGACGUCCCCACAUGCUUCCCGGUGGUUGACGUCGAAGGCGCACAUGAAGGGCAUCACAGGAGCACCGUACAGGGCACGUUGUGAUGGUUUGACCGUCACAGAUGUGUCCUGGUUGCCGUACACUGAGCAUCGGGGGGUUAGGGCGUUUCAGGAGAUUUCAUCGUUCCAGGGUCAGCUCAGACGGGGUCCUAUGAUCGUCACAGUUCGACCGGAGAGGGUGGUACGCCAGUUUGGUUACAUCCAGAGCAUCCCUCCGCCGCCUGUUAGUGCACGAUUGUCACACGAUCAGAUAGAUGACAAGUGGAUGGAGUUUGCGGAUCACUUACUACCUGCAGGUCAGCUUUGUCUAGUGCCUGGACAGUUUGCUAACCUUCCCUAA